Argentina anserina (silverweed cinquefoil) is the source of this 3998-nucleotide messenger RNA. Its product is annotated as protein ENHANCED DOWNY MILDEW 2. The record is from RefSeq and is a predicted model, not a curated record. The transcript has 19 exons. NCBI's taxonomy places the organism in Eukaryota, Viridiplantae, Streptophyta, Magnoliopsida, Rosales, Rosaceae. Bases 155 to 3835 code for a protein of 1226 amino acids.
UCUUCUUUUUCUUCUCUCUCCCUCUCUCUCUCGCUUAAUCUGCUCUCCUCUCGAUUCUAACGGAGAAACAUAGAGAAGAGAAAGAAGAUCUGUAACAGUUGAUGCUGUUCUUCACAGGUGUAGAAUUCACUGCAUUUUGUUGUUGAACAAGGAGAUGGAAUUGUCGGACGAUGAGGCUGAGGCGGUGCUGCUCUCGGUUUCGAAUUACCACUUCGUCGACGGCAGAGAUGAGCCGGUCUCCUUCCACCUGUUGCCGGUUCAGUGGAUUGACGGCGGUGAGAGGCAGGAAGGGAAGAGGGGAGACAUGUUUCUGCACGGUAGUGCUGACAAUGGCCUCGAGAAGAUUUACAAGCCUGUGGUUGCUUGGAGAUUUGACCUUUCCAAUGUGAAGCCAGAGAUUGCGGUGCUUUCGAAGGAAGGGGACUGGAUUUUGCUGCAGAAGCCGAGGAAGAGCUACCAGGGGAUUAUCAGGAGUGUUUUGAUUACUGUGCAGUGUCUUAGUUAUUCAAAACGGAAUGCCGAGGCGGCCGGGAAAGCUGUGUGGGAUCAUUUGAGUAAAGCUUUCAGCAUGUAUGAGGACAGGCCUUCCAGGAGUGAUUUGGUGGAUCACAUGGCUCUGAUUAAGGAAGCUCUUAAACAAGAUGCUGCCUUGGCAAAGUCGAAGUUUAUGGUUGACUUUCUGAAAGAGAAGUCCAGAAUAUCUGAUGAGGAUAUUCAAGCUACGACAAAGCCAGGAUUUAUAGUUGAUGAUGCAGAAGGAUAUAUGAUUGGCGUUGAAGAUGAAUCUGAUGAUGAUGAUGAUGAUAACCUGUUUGAUUCUGUUUGUGCCUUUUGUGAUAAUGGGGGAGACCUUUUGUGUUGUGAAGGGAGAUGCCUAAGGUCCUUCCAUGCCACAGUAGAGGCAGGCGAGGAUUCAAUUUGUGAAUCUCUAGGAUUCACUCCGGAGGAAGUAAAUGCAAUGCCAAGUUUCUUGUGCAAGAACUGUCAAUAUAAGCAGCAUCAGUGCUUUGCUUGUGGAAAGUUAGGCUCCUCCAAUAAGUCUUUGGGUGCAGAGGUCUUCCCCUGUGUUUCUGCAACUUGUGGUCAAUUUUACCAUCCUCACUGUGUUGCACAACUGAUUUAUCAAGACAGUGGAGUUUCUGUUGAAGAACUCAAGAAAAGUAUCUCUCUAGGGGAAUCUUUUACGUGUCCUAUUCAUAAGUGCUUUGUUUGUAAGCAAGGGGAGAAUAAGAAGGACGACGAAAUGCAAUUUUCUGUGUGCAGGCGUUGUCCUAAAUCCUAUCACAGAAAAUGCUUGCCGAGGGAGAUUCGUUUUGAGAAAGCAGAGGAAGAUGCGGGGGAAGAAGAAGAUGAAGAAAAGGAAACAAGAGCUUGGGAAAAUUUAUUACCUAAUCGCAUACUAAUAUAUUGCUUAGAACAUGAAAUAGAUGAAGAACUUAAAACUCCAAGUAGGGACCAUGUUAGAUUCCCUGAUGUUGAUGGAAAGAAGACUACUUUUGAAUCAAAAAAGAGAAGAAUGACAUCAGAGUCGCUUGUGGUUAGAGACAAUUCUCUGUUGAAAAAAAGAAAGCUUACAACAGAGGAAUUGCAGAGAGGAAGAACUACUUCUACCCUAUCUAAGCAGAAAAUGAUUUCUGAUGGGGGUAACAGAACGACUGGGAAAGGACCUUCUGGUUUAGAUGUAUCAAGAAAGGUGAUGGUAAAUAAGACAUCAAAAAAGGAGGUUCUGACGAGGGUGGAAAAGAACAACUCAUUGGGUGAUAGGCUGUAUGAAUUUUACAAGGGACCUGGGUCAGUAAAGUCUGGGAAGCGGGAAGAACAUGAUGUUGAACUACAUUCAGGAAAGAUUGCAGAAUUUGAUCCUACAACAAAAGCAUCAAGUGCGGCAGCUUCCUUAGAUCCUGCUAGAGAAAGGAGAUUACGUGCUUUAAUGAAACAAGCUGCAUCGUCAAUAACAUUGGAAGAUGUUAUAAAAAAGCACAAAGUUCCAUCCACUUGUAAAUCCUCAAAUAAGCAUGCUGUAGAAAGGAACAUUACACAGGGAAAGGUGGAAGGCUCAGUCGAGGCUGUUCGAACUGCAUUAAAGAAACUACAGGAAGGUUGCAGUAUUGAAGAUGCACAAGCUGUGUGUGCUCCGGAGAUUAUUUCCCAAAUUUAUAAGUGGAAGAACAAGCUUACAGUAUACCUUGCACCUUUCUUGCAUGGAAUGCGGUAUACGUCUUUCGGUCGCCAUUUCACAAAGGUGGAAAAACUGGAAAAGAUUGUUGAUAGGCUCCAUUUGUACGCACAGAAUGGAGAUACGAUAGUAGACUUCUGUUGUGGCUCCAAUGAUUUCAGCAUUAUAAUGAAGAAAAAACUUGAGGAGACAGGGAAGAAGUGCUAUUUUAAAAAUUUUGACAUCAUUCAACCCAAGAAUGAUUUCUGUUUUGAGAAGAGAGAUUGGAUGACUGUGCAAAAACAUGAAUUGCCCCAUCGUAAUAAAUUGAUCAUGGGGUUAAAUCCUCCUUUUGGAGUUAACGCCGCUUUGGCAAACCAGUUUAUUGCUAAGGCUCUUGAAUUCAAUCCGAAGCUCAUUAUUCUUAUUGUUCCACCAGAAACGAAAAGGUUACCUUAUGAUCUGAUAUGGGAGGAUGACCAGCUUCUGUCAGGAAAGUCCUUUUAUCUUCCUGGAUCUGUUGAUGAGAAUGACAAGCAAAUGGACCAGUGGAAUGCGACGGCACCUCCACUCUAUCUUUGGAGUCAUCCUGAUUGGUCUGAGACGCACAGAGCUAUUGCUCGAAAGGCUAGUCAUGGUUCUGUGUCACAAGGGCCAGUGGAGGAUGGUCAUUCAGUUGAGAAUAAGGAUGAAAAUGUUGACAAUCUCAUGGUGAUAAAUGCUCAUCUGCCACUGAUUGGUAAUUCUAGUGAUUUUGUUGGUGGGGCAGUUUCAGGCGAGGGACAUAAAGAGACGCCCUCCAAGGGUAAUGAUGACAGAGGUUUCCAUGUGAGUUCUGGUCACCUGAAGAACCAGGUUAAUCUUAGAAAACAGCGGGGUGGCAAAAGAAAGAAAAGGAGAACAGUUGUCCGAGACAACAAACAUGAUGGCGGUUUUUCUAGUGAGAUUCAGAAGAAAAGGUCUCCAUCUAAUGAGCAGCAGCGGAAGGCAUAUCAGCCUUCCGGACCCGGCAAUUCUGGUUCUAGUUUGCGUUUAGGAAUUGCUUAUGACAGGACCGCAGCCAACAUUCCUGAUGACACAUGUAGCAAUGUCAAGAGCCAUGAGGAGCCUUAUUUAAGUUUGACUCAUGGAUGGUCCCAUGGUGCUCGUCCUAGCUCUAUCUAUACGGAUGGAAAUUUAGGGGAGCCUGCGUUGGGGUAUGGGAGAGAGAUGUCAAAUACCCUUAAUUAUAGACCGUAUUCCUUGGGGAUGGAAGACACAUUUUUUAGGAGGGAGUCUGACAUACAUGCACAGCUUCACACUUAUGGGCAGCAAGAUUCUAAUAUCUAUACAGCGGGUAGUAAUUAUACAGCGGGUCAUGAAUUAUUUCAUGGUACAGUUGGAUCAGUUCCGGCUACAUAUGGCCAUGCUCAUCUGGGUUCUUCAUUUGACGCAUCUUACAGAAUGAACAUGUCCGUCAUGCAGCGAUAUGAAGCUCGGUUGGACGAAUCGAACCAUACAAGGCCGAGUGCCUUAGGAACCCAACCAGUGUUUAAUUAUGAACAUGAUCCACGCAGGUACAGUAGCAACAUGUAUGAUCCUAGGGCACCAGUACCUAAUGUCCAACAAGGCCCCCUUGAAUUUGCUCAUGGUUAUCACCAAAGCUUCUCAAACCAGAAUUCAGCAGGUUGGAUUGAAUGAGUGAAUUGCAGGGUUUCUUCCGCCAGAUGUGGGUAUUAGAAAAUGAUUUAGAUGUAACACAUCCCUCAACAAUGUGUAGCCUGCAUACAAACUAGGGUAUUUUGCUGUGUUUAACACUCGCUGCAUGACUUGCCUUGGGGUAAAAAUUGUGUGAUUACCUGUA